AUGAUCCCCUGCGGACGUGUUGACAUGGUGACAGUGCUGGACACAACAGUGGCUUUCCUGGAGAAGGUCCAGGAAUUAGUCCCUGCGGAAGACCAGCGCAUACAGCUGUGUCCUCCUGCUGAGCUUCAUGCUGAUUGGCUGCGGCGGAGUCAGGAGAACAGGGAGGUUGGGCACAAGAUGGCUGCCGAGCAGGAGAAGAAGCUCAACAGGUACUCUGACCUCUACCUGCUCACGUACUCUGUACUCUACCUGCUCAGGUACCCUGUCGUCUACCUGCUCAGGUACACUGUAUUCUACCUGCUCAAGUACAAUGUACUCUACCUGCUCAGGUAUCCUGUCUUCUACCUGAGCAGGUACACUGUCCUCAACCUGCUCAGGUACACUGUCCUCAACCUGCUCAGGUACCCUGUCUUCUACCUGAGCAGGUACACUGUCGUCUACCUGCUAAGGUACACUGUACUCUACCUGCUCAGGUACCCUGUACUCUACCUGAGCAGGUACACUGUCCUCAACCUGCUCAGGUACUUUGUCCUCUACCUGCUCAGGAACUCUGUACUCUAUGUGCUCAGGUACUCUGUCCUCUACUUGCUCAGGGACGCUCUACUCUACCUGCUCAGGAACUCUGUGCUCAGGUACUCUGUCCUCUACUCGCUCAGGGACGCUCUACUCUACCUGCUCAGGUACUCUGUACUCUACCUGCUCUGGUACUUUGUCCUCUACCUGCUCAGGUACUCUGUACUCUACCUACUCAGGUACGCUGUACUCUACCUGCUCAGGUACUCUGUACUCUACCCGCUCAGGUACUUUGUACUCUACCUGCUCAGGUACUUUGUCCUCUACCUGCUCAGGUACACUGUACUCUACCUGCUCAGGUACGCUGUACCCUACCUGCUCAGGUACUUUGGACUCUACCUGCUCAGGACCUCUGUACUCUACGUGCUCAGGUACUCUAUACUCUACCUGCUCAGGAACUCUGUAAUCUACCUGCUCAGGUACGUUGUCGUCUACCUACUGAGGUACUCUGUAUUCUACCUGCUCAGGUACUCUGUAUUCUACCCGUUCAGCUACUUUGUACUCUACCUGCUCAGGUACCCUGUCCUCUACAUGAGCAGGUACACUGUCCUCAACCUGCUCAUGUACUGUGUCCUCUACCUGCUCAGGGUACUCUGUCCUUUAUCUGUCUUCUACCUGCUCAGGACCUCUGUACUCUACGUGCUCAGGUAUUCUGGACUCUACCUGCUCAGGAACUCUGUAAUCUACCUGCUCAGGUACACUGUCCUCAACCUGCUCAGGUACUUUGUCCUUUACCUGUUUAGGUACUCUUUCCUCUACCUGCUCAGGUACACUGUCCUCUACCUGCCCAGGUACUCUUUCCUCUACCUGCUCAGGUACUCUGUCCUCUACCUGAGAAGGUACACUGUCCUCAACCUGCUCAGGAACUCUGUACUCUAUGUGCUCAGGUACUCUGUCCUCUACUUGCUCAGGGACGCUCUACUCUACCUGCUCAGGUACUCUGUACUCUACCUGCUCUGGUACUUUGUCCUCUACCUGCUCAGGUACUCUGUACUCUACCUACUCAGGUAUGCUGUACUCUACCUGCUCAGGUACUCUGUACUCUACCCACUCAGGUACUUUGUACUCUACCUGCUCAGGUACUUUGUCCUCUACCUGCUCAGGUACACUGUACUCUACCUGCUCAGGUAUACUGUACUCUACCUGCUCAAGUACCAUGUACUCUACCUGCUCAGGUACUCUGUCCUCUACCUGAGCAGGUACACCGUCCUCAACAUGCUCAGGUACUUUGUCCUCUACCUGCUCAGGUGGCACUGUGCCGUGUGA
Molecule: messenger RNA, 1839 nt
Organism: Epinephelus moara (kelp grouper)
Lineage: Eukaryota; Metazoa; Chordata; Actinopteri; Perciformes; Serranidae
Product: dynein heavy chain-like
Exons: 27
Coding region: 1-1839 (612 amino acids)
Source: RefSeq, a predicted model, not a curated record